Molecule: messenger RNA, 1327 nt
Organism: Cucurbita moschata (crookneck pumpkin)
Lineage: Eukaryota; Viridiplantae; Streptophyta; Magnoliopsida; Cucurbitales; Cucurbitaceae
Product: RNA pseudouridine synthase 7-like
Exons: 12
Coding region: 148-1323 (391 amino acids)
Biological process (GO): pseudouridine synthesis
Molecular function (GO): RNA binding; pseudouridine synthase activity
Source: RefSeq, a predicted model, not a curated record
UGACUUUAUGUCACGUCAGUUACCUGUGCUUAUCUCGGCUCGGUUCGGUUCGGUUCGGUUCGAAACUUGCAUGACGUCGCAGGGUUCAGCAUCCAUACGCUGUCGUUUCAUCGUCUAUCCUCUCCUCUCUUCGGUCUGACUGUGAGUAUGGCUUCCGUAGCACAGCUGAAUAAUGACGAGCAAGAGGAGAAGGAAGAAGAAAGCAUGGGAGUGGGAGAGAUCGUAUGGCAAACCCCUGCCAACCCCCCACAACGAAGCGAUUAUAUAUUUCACAAUGGGAGGCGGCACGUUAGACCUUACUACUUCGAGUUCAUUGCUCAUGUUAAGAAUCGAUGGGCCGGCAAAACCAUCGUCGACUUGUUUGCUGAAGAGUUCAAAGGCCGACCUUACGAGUAUUUUGUUGAUGCAGUCAAAUGUGGUCGCAUACAAGUGGAUGGGGAGAUGGUGCCUGUAUCAUAUAUAGUUAAAUCAUCUCAAAAGAUAAGUCAUUUCCUGCAUAGGCAUGAACCCCCGGUAAUGGCUUGGGACGUGAAAAUUCUCAAAGAAGAAGCAGAAGUGCUGACAGUUUGCAAGCCUGCAUCUGUUCCGGUUCAUCCAUGUGGUCAAUAUAGGAAGAACACAGUUUUCGGUAUACUUCAGGCAGAGCACGGUUUGGCACCUCUAUUUCCUAUACAUCGACUAGACCGUCUUGUCUCUGGACUUCUUAUCCUUUCUAGAAACGCAUCCAAAGCUGACCUUUUCAGACAACAGAUUGAGUCUGGGCUGGUGAAGAAACAGUAUCUUGCGAAGGUAGUGGGUGUAUUUCCAGAAGAAGAGCAAGUGGUUGAUGUUAACAUAAAUUACAAUGCUCGAGAGGGAAAAAGCACAGCGGAGGACACUCCAACAAAGGGGAAGGCUGCUCAAACAAAGUUUACCCGCAUAUGUUCCGAUGGAGUCCAUAGCAUUGUUUUAUGUGAACCAAUCACUGGCCGAACUCAUCAAAUCCGUGUGCAUUUGCAGUAUACAGGGUAUCCUAUAGCCAACGAUGUACUGUACCUUACAAAAGAAACUUCUGGUCGUUCCGUGCAAAAAACAGGUACAGAUGGGGCUGCUGCAAUAUCAGCCUGUUCUCGGGCACGUGAUAUUCAAGAAGAUUGUGUUAAUGCACGCAAUGAAAAAUCAAAUGAAGAUUUUAGAAUUGAUCCCAUGUGUACAAACUGUCCAAAUUUGGGUCCAAAGGGAUACGACCGGGAAGAAGAGGGCUUGUGGCUACAUUGUGUUCAGUACUCCGGACCAGGUUGGAUCUACGAAUGCCCAUAUCCAGAAUGGGCUUCACUUAAAUAGCAUU